AAUUAUAAAUGAAUUUUUUAAAAGUUUUUUCGGCAAUAUAAUAUAAUAAUUAAUAAUUAAAUUUAAUUAAAUUAAUGGUUAUUCUUUUUUUUUUAAAUUUCCCUCCUACCUAUAACCGGUGUCGCCGGGAAAGAAGCGAAUCACCGACGCCUCCUAACUCCGAAUCCUCUGCCUUCUCCUUCGAGAUCAAACGCUCCGACGCCAGCUUCAGAACCCUGAAUCGGAACUCCUCUGCCUUCUCCCAAACGCUCCGACGCCAGUCGUACCUUGAAUCGGGACGCCUCUGCCUUAGAUCACUCGCUCAGAGGCCAAUCGCUCCGCAUUCCUGCCAAGAACGCGGCCGCUGAUGGCGAAGAAUUUAGAUUGCACGAAGGCGAAACAAAAAAUUUCUCUAGUGAAAGUCCCUCCCGAAGUCUUGAGGGCCUCGCAGACGGUCUUAGAGUCGUCCACGUCCGCCACUAGUUCUUCCGCCACCAGCGAUCCCACGAUCGGAAAGAUUGUUGAAGAAGUUGACCUUCUGAAUAACGAUCCUUCUUCCUCCAAGCAGUACUUUUUCGAAAUGGCUGAUGGAUCACGUCACAAAUUGAACAUAACUCAACAGUGUGCUCCUCUAAAUGUAUUUUCUGAAACUAAACAAGGAAAAUUAGAAGUGGAGGGGAAGAUAGUUAGAGUAGUUAACAUGGAACCUUCCAUUGGUGAUUUCAAGGCUUAUAGUCAAUCUGUUGGUGAAAGGACCAGGAUUGCUGCUGCUAAAACCAAGAGAAUCAAGGUUAUCGACAUUGGAAAUGACGCGGCUUCAAAGAAUAUUGGAGCAGGAUAUAAAUUUGGUCCCUGGUUCCUACUCCUCUCGUGUCUUCUUCUUGAGACAAAGAUACACCAUCAUUUCUUGUGGAGAAAGGGCCGGAAGCAUCAAGUUUUGUUGCAGUCGUCUUCCUUGAUCAAAACGAUGGCUGGAGGUAUUUGGUUUGCAAAAUAUGUAAUGUUUUUACAUUUGGUAUCAGAGCGUUACUGCCUCUGCCUCGUUUCUUCAUGCCUGUUGAAAUUACUGCUUCUGCGAUUCUUCCUUGCAAAGUCAAUAAAGAUGGUGCUUUGCAAAGGCACUUACCUGUUGUUGAACUUUGAGUUUCUUUCCCUAGCAAUUUUUGUCCCAAUUAGUAAUUUCUGCAUUUUGAAACGCUACUGGCGCCGCCGAAGCCAUCGCAUCGCGGGGCUGUUGGCGUCGGUGAAGCCAUCGCAUCGCGAGGCUGCUGGCGUCGACGAAGCCAUUGGAUUGCGGGGCUGCUGGUGAGCGCAGGCUGCAGGCGUUGCAGCAGCUUGCAUGGGCGGCGAGCAGUGUCGCCGAAGUUGGGAAUAGGGCAGAAACUUAUCGCAUCUUUGAUAUAUAUAAAAAAAAAAAAUCAUUCUGUUUAGUUUCUUAUUAG
Molecule: messenger RNA, 1421 nt
Organism: Zingiber officinale
Lineage: Eukaryota; Viridiplantae; Streptophyta; Magnoliopsida; Zingiberales; Zingiberaceae
Exons: 5
Coding region: 347-1288 (313 amino acids)
Biological process (GO): transcription initiation at RNA polymerase II promoter; transcription by RNA polymerase II
Cellular component (GO): transcription factor TFIIF complex
Source: RefSeq, a predicted model, not a curated record